AUGUCUAAGGAAAGAAUAACCGUGGCCUUGUGUGCCAGUGCUGAGGGAGAGAAGUUGAAACCAAUUGUUAUUGGGAAAAGUGAAAAUACAAGAUGUUUUAAAAACAUAAAUAAAAAAGACUUGUUAGUACACUAUUAUUUUAACAAGAAAGCAUGGAUGACUUCUAAUAUUUAUAAAGACUUUUUGAAGAAUUUUAACAAGAAAAUGAAACAACAAAAACGGAAAGUGCUUUUAUUUGUUGACAAUGCACCUUCACAUCCAGAUGACAAUUCAUUAAGUAAUGUACUGGUCAAAUUUCUCCCACCUAAUACAACUUCUAUGACACAGCCCAUGGACCAGGGUAUCAUACGGGCCAUGAAACUGAAGUUUAGAAAACGUCAGAUGUCACAUAUGGUAACGAACAUGGACAUAUUUCCAACUCUCUCUGGCUCGGACCUAUUGAAACGUACCAACGUACGAGAUGCAAUCUAUUGGUUAAGUAACUCUUGGAACGAGGUGGAAAGUUCAACAAUAGUGAAAUGUUUUGGUAAAGCAGGAUUUAAAUUACAUUUGCAAGAUAAAAGUGAUAUUGAAAUCAGUGUUGAAAAAUUAGCUGAUGAACCAACUAUGGAUGAUGAUGAUGAUAUUCCAUUAUCUGUGAUUAAAAUAUCCUAUGACUUAUUUGGUUGCUCAUUCAGUGAUUUAGUAAAAAUUGAUGACAAUGUGAACACAUGUGAUUCUCAAAACAUUGAUUGGGAUAAAAAUGCAAAUGAUUUGGUGAAAGACCUUUUUAAAAAUGAAGAGAAUAAAACUGAUGAAGAUGAUGAUGGCGAGGAAGAUUGUGAUAAAUGUAAUGAAGAAGAGGUUCUUACCACUGCAGAAGCAGUGCAAAUGAUAUCAAAGUUAAAGGCUUAUUCUCUUAAAAAAGGAAAUCCUGCAAUUUUGAAAUUAAUGUCUGAAGCUGAAGAGAAACUGAAUAACCAAAUUUGCAUGACCAAGAAACAGACAACAAUGUUGGAUUUUUUCAACAGAGAUGGAAGAUGA
Molecule: messenger RNA, 1023 nt
Organism: Ruditapes philippinarum (Manila clam)
Lineage: Eukaryota; Metazoa; Mollusca; Bivalvia; Venerida; Veneridae
Product: tigger transposable element-derived protein 6-like
Exons: 2
Coding region: 1-1023 (340 amino acids)
Cellular component (GO): nucleus
Molecular function (GO): DNA binding
Source: RefSeq, a predicted model, not a curated record